AUGGCUACGGCAGCAUGGUAUCAUCGUGACAUCAGCCGUGUGCACGCAGAGGACUUACUGGCACGGGCUGGCAGGGAUGGCAGCUACCUAGUGAGAGACAGCGAGUCUGUGCCAGGAGCCUAUGCGUUGUGCCUGCUGUUCCAACGUCAUGUUCACACCUAUCGUAUUCUUCCGGAUGCAGACGGCCUUCUAGCGGUUCAGACAACACAGGGGGUGCAGGUGAACUGUUUCCGGACCCUGGAGGACCUGGUGUUGGGGUACCAGCAUCCCCACAAAGGCCUCGUCACGCCUCUGCUCUACCCCGUUCCCCGUGAUACAGACACAGGGGACGAGAGCUCUGAUGACGAGAAGCCUCCUCCAGCUCCAGCCCCUGUCAACACAGGCCUUUCAUCGGGACCACCAGCUAAAACAGGCCCUCCUGCCCCAUUCCUGGAUAAAUUACAGGAACUGAACACAUCCAGCACUGCGGGUGAUGUGAUGGGUCUGCUCAAUGACUACCUCUUCAGUGAGCUGCCUCUCGACAUUGAGAAUGUGCAUAAAGGGGCAACAACUCUAUGCCACCUCAAGCGUACUCUGGGUACUGCCUGCCAAGGCCUGAACAGUGAGAUCGACCUGACUCUCUCAAGUCUGGAAACCCUGGCCAAGGUCUUCGACCAUCCUAGCUGCUCUUUAACACACACCAAAGCACAGGGUCCAGAAAUGGAGAUAGACACCUUAUUGAGUAAGAUUUCAGCAUUGGUCAGCCUCCUCUCGUCACUGGAGAAAAAGGUAUUAAAAGCGCUACAAGAUGCGGUGACCAAUCAUAAUCUGGCAGUGCAGCCUAAUCCGCUCCCGCCUGAACCAGUACUUACCAACACACCACCUGUAAGGAACCAUGCCAGACAGAUGCCAGUCCACUCCUUCCAGGUAAAGAUGGUGAGGUAUGGCCGACAGACUGUUUCUGUUGAUGUGGACACAGGAGUUCUGCUUUUUGACAGGAAGGCUGGUUCAUUUGGCAUAGAGAGGGUCUCACAUGACAGAAUCCUUCAGAUUGUCAAGUUCCAGAGCAGUCCAGCCAAGGUACGCAUGGUGGUUGACAGCCACCACAACACACCCCGGGAGAUGACAUUUGAAAGUGCACGGAAACGUGACUCCUUCUGCCAGCUCUUCCAAAUGAUGAAAACCAGGCACUCUAAGCUGAGUGAACCUGACAUGGUCUCUGUGUUUGUUGGCACCUGGAAUAUGGGUGGUUCCCCUCCUCCUCGCAGCCUGCAGACGUGGGUGACGUGCUGUGGUUUGGGACACACCCCUGACGAGUCGAUCGCUUUGCUCCCUCAUGACAUCUACGCCUUGGGGACUCAGGAAAACCCUCAAGGGGAGAGAGAGUGGACAGAACAUAUCAAAGCAACCCUUCGCAGCUAUACUCACAUUGACUUCAAACAAGUGGCAGUACAGUCCCUCUGGAAUAUGAGGCUGGCUGUGUUUGUGAAGCCGGAGCAUGAGAGUCGCAUCAGCCAUGUGAACACAGCCAGCGUUAAGACUGGCUUGGGGAACACGUUGGGAAAUAAGGGAGCUGUUGGUGUCUCCUUCCUCUUCAAUGGAACAUCUUUUGGGUUUGUUAACUGCCACCUGACCUCUGGAAGUGAGAAAGUCCUGAGGAGGAACCAAAACUUUGUGGACAUCCUCAGGCUGCUCUCUUUGGGCGAAAAGCAGCUUGGUGCCUUUGACAUCAGCCUGCGCUUCACUCACCUCUUCUGGUGUGGAGACCUCAACUACAGACUCGACUUGGACGUGCAGGACAUCCUGAAACACGUGUCUAAGAGAGAGUUUGAGGAGCUCAUGUGUGCAGACCAGCUGACCCGAGAGAGACACAAAAGGAAGGCCUUCCUCAAUUUCAAGGAAGAAAAGAUUGCAUUUCCACCCACCUAUCGGUAUGAACGGGGCUCUAGAGACUGCUACCUAUGGCAAAAGUACAAGACUUCAGGGGUGCGAAUCAAUGUUCCAUCUUGGUGUGAUAGGAUUCUGUGGAAGUCCUACCCAGAGACGCACAUAAUAUGCACUGCAUAUGGUUGCACAGAUGACAUCUUCACAAGCGAUCACUCACCUGUUUUUGCCACAUUCGAAGUGGGAGUGACAUCACAGUUCAGUUCCAAAACAGAUCAAAAUCCAAGCAUGGAGAGGGCCUGGAUAGAGCUUGAGGGCAUGGAGGCCAUUGUGAAGACUGCAAGCAAAGCAAAGUUCUUCAUUGAAUUUCAUUCAUCUUGCCUUGAAGAGACUCGACGCUCAAGUGAGAAUGACACACAGGGCUGUGAUGUUCCUGGAUUUCUCAAGCUAGGCUGGUCCUUCAAACAACUGCCUAAGCUUCUUCCAAUCAUGUCUGACAUGGAGUACCUUCAAGAUCAGCACCUGCUGUUGUCGGUGAAGUCAUGUGACGGGUUUGAGUCAUAUGGUGAAUGCUGUGUGGCUCUGCACUCACUCACUGGUGCAUCAGAGCAGUUUGAGACAUUUCUGACUCACCGGGGUGAGGAGAUGGGUUCUAUAAGAGGACGGGUCAGGGUUCAUGUGCCCAAGGACAGGCGAGGAACGCGGGAGAAGAUCUAUGAGUUGUUCUGUUUUGAGAAAGAUGAUAAACGUCCUGGGAGGGGACACAUGUCUCCUGCAUCUACACGGGCCCCAAUAAAUAGGUCCUCUGCAGUUCCUCCGAAACUAACUCCGAGCAGCUACACCAAUCCUGCCUACUUCAUCUUCGAAGGCGUAUCAGUGCCACGCAGGGUGGAGGAGGCUCUCCCUCAGCAGAGGGACCCUCAGGUGAUCUGGUCCGGUAACGAGGCCUUGCAGCUCCCAAAAAUCUCAGGGCGUCAGGGCUUCGACAGGAGACCCUGUCGCAGGUCAGACUUUACAGAGAUUGAAAUUCCAGCCGUCCUGCCCCAGUACACUCCAACUAAUGACCUUCAUACACCACAAACCAACUCAUCCUACCAGCUUUUCCCUGCCAAAGACCCAUCUCCCAUAUCUCCACCCUCAAGUAAUGCUGUCUCACAGUACCAGGAACAGACUUCGCAACCCAGAGAUAAAUACCAAGGUAAAAAUAUUGUUCAAGACUCCAUACUGCCUGAAAAGAACCUGAGGAACUUGUAUAUGAAUCACUCAGCAAUCAUCAGGGAAAAAGCCAGAAGGGAUCAACAUCAGCUUCUCUCAGAGAGGACCAAUCCUAUCCGGGCAGCCAAGGCGCCAUCAGCUUUCCCCUACACCCCCACGCACUUAGCACACUGUCAGGCCUCCGCUCCUUGGAUAGUGGAUCAGCAGCCACCUGGGCCGACAGGGGAUAACUCUCUCACUGCUUUGCAAAUCGCCAAGUCCCUCAGCGAAGUUGACUUCUUUCCCACAGAGCAGAGAGGUCCAACCAUUCCCAACCAAAGACCAAGUUACAGAAAUGGCCCUUCAAUGCAUGGAGACAGAGGCUACAGCUGGGCGAAAGAGGUGUCCGUCCUCCAAGGUGCACCAGAAACGGUGCGGGAGCUUCUCAGUACUCUGGGUCUUCAGAAAUACACCCUGGGACUCAGCCUCAAUGGCUGGGAUGAUCUGGAUUACUUCAGUGGCAUCACUGAGGAGGAUCUACGUGCUGCAGGAGUGACGAACCCCUCACACCGACGCAGGAUCCUCGAGAACCUGCCCAGGAACUGGAACUGACGUGUGCAGAAAUGACAAACCUUGACGGUACGAAGCCUUGGGGCCUGCUCAGUUCGAACUGGAAUUACCGCUAGAAUUGAGAUCUGAAGGGAGGACGGAUUGAUCGGAUAUCAAUCGCAAACAGCUGGACUUUACCUCAGCCAUGCCAUCUUUGCAUUUACUCAAUCAAUACUGCAACAAUAGUUUUGUCUGUGUCAAUACAACAAAGGGAACAUAAUGCAGGAAGUACUUGUUGCGCAGUCAGCUUUAUUCAUCUAUCCAUCCUGACAGAUAAUCAAAGAGGUGGGUGAUAUGAAUAGAAACCCUUGAUAUGUAUCUUUAGUUACUGAAACAUACACAAAUGUUUAUCAUGGUAUUAAGGUGUCAUUGAUUUUGUUCUAAAUGAUUUUUAAAUGACUAUGAAAAUACAGCCCUUUAAUUUUCAGUGUUCACUCAAGGCUAGUGUUUACCAUUCACCUUCAUCCCUUCUACUGUGUGCUUUCCAUUAUUCUGCUAUUAUUGAGCCUGGACCUGAGCUUGUAAAAGCCCUCUAUUAAACCUAUGGAGCAUAAAAUCCAUAGCUGUACUUAUCUACUGGAACAUCGUCUGUAAAGUUGGCGUAGAAGGACCUGACAUAUCUCAUAUUGUUUACUGUCUCUUACUGUUGCUAUCAUGUCACUUAAUCAGCACCUAUGCCCACUGUGCAUGUUUUAUGCAACCUUUAUAGUAAAGUGAAGUGCAUAAAGCAACUCUUGACUGUCA
This is a messenger RNA of Lates calcarifer (barramundi perch), 4410 nucleotides long. It is a transcript of the gene inppl1b, whose product is annotated as inositol polyphosphate phosphatase-like 1b. NCBI's taxonomy places the organism in Eukaryota, Metazoa, Chordata, Actinopteri, Centropomidae. The transcript has 27 exons. The record is from RefSeq and is a predicted model, not a curated record. The coding region runs from base 1 to 3669 and encodes 1222 amino acids. Gene Ontology annotation, biological process: phosphatidylinositol dephosphorylation. Gene Ontology annotation, molecular function: phosphatase activity; protein binding.